This is a messenger RNA of Pararge aegeria (speckled wood butterfly), 5660 nucleotides long. RefSeq lists its product as uncharacterized. Bases 549 to 1685 code for a protein of 378 amino acids. Gene Ontology annotation, cellular component: PRC1 complex. The record is from RefSeq and is a predicted model, not a curated record. The transcript is spliced from 7 exons. Gene Ontology annotation, molecular function: protein binding. NCBI's taxonomy places the organism in Eukaryota, Metazoa, Arthropoda, Insecta, Lepidoptera, Nymphalidae.
UUGCCACGGCCGCGCGUGUUUACUGUGUGGAAAUUACACCUUACGGGUUAUGUACCAUGUGUAUCGAGUUUACACUUUGAACCCGCGCGUUUGUCACUUUGUCGUGUCCUUUGCACCACUCGUGUUUUCCUAGUACGGUCACGUGUUUGUGUUUGGUUGUUGAAACAAAUGUAGAACUAUUUUUCGUUUAUGUUUGCCUAGUGCUCCAAUUAAAAGUGCAUCUGACUCUGAAACUGUUUUUCUUAACUAACAAAUGCCCUUACUGCAUUUACUUUUUGUGUGUUAGUAUUUAAAAUAAACUUUAAAAACAAAGGAUUUAUCUGUGAACUUCUUAGUAUACAUUGAUUUUUGUGGUGGAAUUUAUGUGGUUUUUAGACGCUGUUAAAAAUAAUAUGUCUACUUUAGAAUUUAAUAAAAUUGAACUCUGAAAUAUGAGAUAUUUUAAAGUUGAACUGUUAGUUGCUUAAAAGUGACAAUAUUAGAUUAUAGUUUUGUAUGCGAAAGCAUAACUUGAACAGUUUGGUUGAAUAUUGUGCAAAGUAUUAGUGAUGUACUUGAAGAUGUAUAUAAAAUCGGAGCGAUUCUAUCAGCAGCCUGACAACCAGCCGCUUAAAGAGGAGGACAGGUGUUUCUCGGAUUAUGACGAGGAGUUAGACGACCGUGAAGGCGGUGGGGGAGGCGCGCGACGGUGCGCACGCGAUGCGGCGUCGCCUGCGCAAGCGCACGCGCCGGCGUCCGCGCCGCCCGCCCCCCACGCUGGCGUCAAGAGCGAGCGCCUCAGCCCACACGACUCCACCGCUUCCAGAUCUCGCAGCGUGACACCGUCGACUUCGUCGUACCCGGGCACGCCGCCGGAGCGCGGAAGCCCGCACGCGCCCCCCGCGCCCGUGCACCCUCCCCGCAACUACUCGGACAUCAUGCGCUCGCUCGCCGCGCGCUAUAAUACACACCCCACUAACGACUAUUUCCACCGAAUCAAUGGCUUCGCGGUAGAGCAGCGGGCCCCGGCGCAAACACAGGUGGAUGCCAACGACGUGCCAGUUGGUGGACUGUUUGCAAAGCUGGCCAAGCAACAGGGUGGCCCGCCACGGCUGCCCGCCUUUCCAGUCAUGCUUGACAUGAGCUCAACCAAGACAUUGCUGGCGAUAUCCAGAGUCGGCCGCGGAGGACGAUCGCGACGCAAACGUGUCACAGGCACUACAACAGAACACUCUCCGUUAGAUCUCUCUGCAGCAGGAGAGAGUGCAGCCAAACGCGCCAGACUCUCUGCCAGUCCAAGCACGAGGAGUGAUGGCGAUGAAAGGGCCUCUAAUGAAGACCGAAGUGAGAAUCGCGAGUGUCUAUGCGCGGAAGCACGGGCAAGACUCUCCGCAUGGUGUGUGGACGAAGUUUGCGAUUUCGUCAGCUCCAUAGACAUCUGUGCCGAGUACGCGUCGAAUUUCCGCGAACAGAGAAUCGACGGCGCAGGGCUGCCACUACUAACUGAAGAGCACCUCACAGUCAUGCUGCAAAUGAAGUUAGGGCCUGCACUAAAACUACGCGCCGUACUCGCCCGAAGAUUGGAACCCUGCACCCAGUGCCAAGCCGCAGCGGCUGCAGCAAACACAACCCCCACAAACACGCCCAAGAUAAAUGGCACAUCACUGAAAUCAGAACCCAGAAGCAACACUACGAGCCCCAGUUAGAGUUCCCCCCUAAAUUGAUCUUACAGACGAAAAGUUUGGAUAACAUUUAUGCCAAGUCUACAUUUGGUCAGUUGCUGACUCGAAGCUCGACUUCAUAUCAAGUCAGUCAGCCUGGCUGCUUCCUCUUUGGUGGUCUUACCGCAGAGAAUGAAAAAUGCAUUUCGUAGUAUCAAUUUUACAUCUUUUUCAUUCAAGCAUUGACACCAUUGUCAUUACAAAUUUUCGUUAUUAUCUAGGGUUUUGAAUAACAUUUAUUAGGGUGCUUACUGUAUACAGUUAUCUGAGGUCCUAUUUUUUUAAAUGUAGAAUAUCAUUUGGAGAUUCAAAACAACUCAAAAUAAUUACCAGAAUAUUUUAGCGUUCUAAUAUUUUACUUCGCAAUUAAUUUCAAUAAUAUAAGUAGUGUAUUAGUUCUGAUGCAUUGUGUUAUGUUUCUAGUCACAAACUGACCUAAUGUAGAUCCGGCUUAACGUAUAUUAAUAGCGAAAGGUUGUAUUUUUCUAACUUAACUUUUAUUGUACUCGAGGCAUUGCACUCGGGAGUUCUUUUGAUAAAAUUUGUUUUGGACUGCGAUAGUUUUUUGUUGUAUAAAAUACGGCGCUCGCUUUUUUAGCAUCUCUGUUUUGUACCAAUCCAAAAUUAGCUUUGGGAAUUCUCGUAUUUUAUAUAAAAUUAGACUACUGCGAUGAUACUGUCUUUUUACUUAUCUUUAAAAACAAAUUUAUUUUGUUAGAAGAACUGUAUAUUUUAAAUAUAUAACGGUUUUAUAAUACAUAGACGACUAAACCAAACUUCAAAAUUGUAUUAAGGCGACUAUGUUUUAAUAUUGCUAUUAAAAAGAAAAUGAAGACGUUUAUCGGAAGGUCAGUAAUUUUAAUUAUCACAUUGGCCCAUCGCUUUAGUAUCAAUAAAUUCAUACUAUAAGUAUUGCAGUGAGAUGUUAUUACACAAACCGAACUGUCCGUAAAAUGGUUUCCAUUAAACCAGGUUUAUUCAAUGUUCGGUAUGAAGGUAUUAAACCACAAUGACGUAACUUGCGGUAAUGUCACAUGAGAAAACGGUUAUUAAUUGUACUUAUUUGGUUGUAUACAAUCUUAUAGAAAGGUCUAAAUAGUUAUCGCAAAAAAUUAUAGCACUUUCAGAAUAUAUUUUAGUAUGUUACUAAGAAGUUAUAUUUGCUAUUGUUGCGUCUUUAGAAGGGCACGUGUUUUUUUAUUUGUAUCCUUCUAAAUGUUAUUUCUCAUCUCACUGAGAAGUUGGGUCUAAAUCGUCUGGAUAAUAGAUAAUAUAAUAUUUAUGCCAGUUUAUUCUACACUUAUAUAGUUUCCUAAUUCCCUAUUUUAGUUUUUAUGCCGUAACUAAACUUUAGUCAAUCAGUUCACUUUUAGUCUUCCUGUUAAAAAAAAAUUGCAUUUAGUUACGAUUUAAGUUGGUUAGUGUAGUUAUCUUAGCGGCUAAGGAUGUAAAUAAUGUGUUGCCGUCCAAAUGUGUUGUGUUAUUUUAUUAAUAUGUGUUACGAGAAAAAAGUUUUUGUAGGCACUUAUAAAGAAAAUAAUAUUAGAGAAGGUGUAGGUAAUAUAACAAAGACCGUAAUGUAAAAUAAAAAUCACUGUAUUUUUUGAAGCAUGCAAAAACUUUUUUCGCAGUUAAAAGUAAACUUUCGGUGCUAAAAGACCCUGAUAGGAAUUUUUUGAAAAAUGUUUAUGUAAUAAUUGUUUUGUAUAUAACGGCCUGUUUGUAAAAAUAUCUAAAUUUGAGGCUAAGUAUACCUUAACUAUCAUACAGGGUCAAUGUUACACUUUGUAAUUUGUAUAUAUUAUAUAAACAUUUAAUGUUAUAUAUUGUAUUGUAAUGUUGCGUCGAGAAUAGCAUUUAUUUACACCACACCUGAAGAAAGCUCAUUAUAAAGUUUACAGAAAAUGUAAUUUCAAUUUGAAAUUACUAUUAUGUUUGUAGUUACACUUUAGUUAUGUUAAAACUGAAUUAAAUAUUUCAUAUAUUAUCGCAUAAUACAAUUUAUUAAAUUCCUAUUAUUAAAUACGUAAGUAAAUCUGUAAAUAUGGCCGUACGAUACAAUAUUUUUUAUCCGUAAUAGAUAUAGAUUAUUGCAACAAUUAUUCUGUAGUGGAAUGUUUAUAAACUGUGGUAAUCUCCUUAAUUGCCAAAAUAGUAUAUUGAUGGAUAUUAUACAUAUUUCAAAAUGUAACUUGAAAUUGUGCUCAUGGAAAAACUGUGAUAUUUUUUUCAACAAUUGAUAUGGAUGGACUUGAGACUUCAAUUUAUAUAAUCAUUUUAAAGAAAAUGGUUUACCCCGUAUGGAAGAGACCUUUCCAUCCAGUACAUUCCAUUUCUGGGGGUUUUCUAAAAAACACAACAUCUUUUAUGACUCGUAGCCAUAUCGAAAAAUACCUUUAGGGAAGUUUAAUUAAAUGAAUUGAAUUUUACGAUUCUGAAACAAAAUAUCCAGCUUUUCCAAAGCCUCAUACUAUUAUAGUAUAAUAACUAUAAAAUAUAACAUAUCAAUAAUAAAGGUGCUAACUGUUACGAACGCGUCAGAAGAGACUAAUAAAAUUAUGUGCCUUGUUUCAUGUCUUCCUGGUAUUUUGUAUAAUUGUCAAAUAUAUAAUAUUUUAUAUCAUUAACUGUAAUGGACGUGGUCAGAAAUGCAACAAGAAGCAUUCCUUUUAUAGAACAGGACAUCUGUUUUUUCUCUUUUGUUUGGUAUGAAUUCUAGCUCUAAGAUAUUUACUGACUACGCCCAUGUUAACUGUUUGGAAAGUAUUACGGUUGUACGCUUUAAAUCUGACGAUAAUAAUACAAUAAUAAUAGAAUAUAAGAAUAUUACGAAUUUGUUAAUAGCUGAUUUAUUAAUAAAUAUUAUUUUAUAAUGUAGAUUUCGAUUUCGCAGCUUAUAAUUUUUAACGUAUCUACUUUUAAUAUGGACCAGUGACUUACAUGUUUGUAUAUUUUUUUUAAUGUACCUUAAAAUGUUGAAUGUUUUGUUCGGGUGAAUGAUGGUUUAAGAAAAUGUACCACACACUGAAUUAUAAAUUAGGAGGCAAAUAAAAUAAAUUUCAAGACACCUUGUUAAAUUAACGAUUUCAUUUUGACUUUCAAAUUAAUUCCAUUUUGUCUGAAAAAUGUCCCAUACGUUUUUUCUAUAUGUCUAUAAGCUAUGUUUAUGUAUAUAGCGGCAAAAAAUUUCCCAAUUUGUAACGAUGUAAAACAGUAAUAUAAAUGGGUACCCCGUAAGGCAACGUACUAAAUUAAGAAUCAAAAUAAGAACAUGCAAAAGGCAGGCUCCAAUCCUUGCCAUAUAGCUUAUCCAUUUUUAUUACUUGGAAAAUUUAUAGUACCACUAAAUUUUCAGAUUCAACAGGAAAAAUAUGGCUACUAUUUUCAUAAUAUUGGCACCAAUAUCAUAUGCGAUGCAAUACAUAAAAUAUAUCCAUUUAAUACUUAUUCAGACAGCUUAGCUAUAUUAAAGUACAUUUUAUAGCAUACCACGUGUAAAGGUCAGAAAAGUUAAGGCGUUACGUUUUGUUUCAGUCCAGUUUCAAGUCAAAAGCCGUUACUAAAAAGGUGACCUUAACACUAAAGUAUUGCUUUGAUAAUAACUCAUGCGUAAGUUUGAUGAAAGUAUUUUUUUUUUCAAAAGAAAAAUAUUGUUAAAAUUUGUUACUUUAUAAUAGCCUAGAAAGAUCCAAGGCUUCAAGGCAAGGAUAUAGUGUUUUCAAGAUACUUUUCCAGUGACGCUUUUUGGUUGUGUGUACAUUUUCAUUUGAUGAAAGUCUAUGGUGUGUUCGAUUUGUGAAUUAUUUUGUCUGUAACAAGGUUUAGUCACUUGUUAACUUCCUUAAAUACACAAUAAGUACUUAGUUUACGUUAUUCUUGUUUAGAUAUAAUUUCGGAUUUUGAGUGAAAUCUGAUCUUAAUUAUUUAUGUGAAAGAGAAUAAAACAAUGAUUUAUUCCAA